AAAGUGCUGAAGAAUGACUACUUCUAUCUAAGAUCAGCCUUUCCCCUGGGGCUGCCGGAGGAGUUUGCAUUUGCGGCCGUGCUGCGCGUGAGCGCCAGCACCACACGCGAAGACUGGAACAUCUGGCAAGUGCAGGACAUUAAUGGCAACGAGCAGCUGGCCGUCCGACUCAACGGGGAGUCUAAGUCUCUGGAGUUUACCUUCACAGCGCCGGACACCGGGAGGCAGACUGUUGCCUUCAGCCCCCUGGCCGCUCUUUUCAACGAUCAGUGGCACAGAGUCCUGCUGGACGUCAGCGGGCGCUCCGCGACCCUUUUCGUGGACUGUGCCAUGGUCGGCUCUCAGCGCACACCCCUCCGACAAAAAGUCAGUCUGGAUGGGUUCACGUUGAUAGGAAAACUCAAGGACAACCCAGUGAUGGCAACUCCGUUUGAACUCCAGUCACUGCUGAUUCACUGCGAUGUGACGCGAGCCAGGACGGAGGCUUGUUACGAGCUCCCGGCCAGGACGUCGGCUAGUCGUCCUCACCAGUGGUUCUUGAUGAUUGGAGUGCAAACUUCCAUUUGCCACCCCUAG
This is a messenger RNA of Xiphias gladius (swordfish), 576 nucleotides long. RefSeq names its product collagen alpha-1(IX) chain-like. The annotation marks the transcript as partial. Lineage: Eukaryota; Metazoa; Chordata; Actinopteri; Istiophoriformes; Xiphiidae. The record is from RefSeq and is a predicted model, not a curated record. The transcript is spliced from 4 exons.